AUGUCCUACAUUGACGCCGACGGUCUUUCCGUCACGUAUGCCUCCGGCCGAAAUGGCUCCCCGGAUCUGCGGCUGAUCCACUACAAUGAUGUCUACCACGUCGAACCUGGGUCUGCAGAACCCGUCGGUGGUGUCUCUCGUUUCCAAUCCCUCGUGAACUAUUACCGCUCACAUCCUCGGUUCGCGGGGCAGCCCGACAUCCUGACAUUCUUCUCCGGCGAUGCCUUCAACCCGAGCCUCGAAAGCACAAUUACCAAGGGCAGACACAUGGUCCCGUUUCUGAAUAACGCAGGCACCAGUGUGGCGUGUGUGGGUAACCAUGAUCUCGACUUUGGCGUGGCACAAUUCCGGCACCUAUCAAGCCAGUGUCGGUUCCCCUGGCUACUGGCCAAUGUCCUCGAUCCGGCAUUGGGGCAAGGCGUUCCAAUUGCCGACUGUGGCAAGACGUGCAUGUUGACUUCGUCGAAUGGACUCAAGGUGGGCGUAAUUGGACUCGGAGAAAGAGAAUGGCUUGGAACCAUUAACUCCCUUCCCCCGGAUUUGAUCUACCAAUCUGCCUCUCAGACUGCCCGAGAGCUCGCACCAGCUCUUCGAGAGCAGGGGGCGGACCUCAUUGUCGCUGUCACUCACCAACGGGAACCCAACGACCACAAGCUGGCGAAAAACCUACCACCUGGUCUUGUAGAUAUCAUACUUGGCGGGCAUGAUCACUUUUAUGCCCAUACUGUCAUCAAUGGUACUCAUGUCCUACGUUCGGGUACCGAUUUCAAGCAGUUGAGCUACAUUGAGAUCUUCCGAAAACCAGACGGGGAGUCUGGGUGGGACUUCAAUAUCAUCCGUCGGGACGUGGUUCGCUCGAUCCCCGAAGACCCCGCCGCGGUGGCCAUGGUCUCCCGGCUCACAUCUAGCCUCCAGGCGAAGCUGGAGAAACCGGUCGGAUAUACCGUCACCCCGCUUGACGGUCGCUUUACAACUGUACGGCAGCGCGAGUCCAAUCUUGGCAACUUUGUUUGCGACUUGAUGCGUUUCUACCAUGCAGCAGACUGCGCGAUGAUGGCCGGUGGCACCAUCCGCGGCGACCAGAUCUAUCCACCGGGUGUUUUGCGACUUAAAGAUCUUCUGAACUGCUUCCCUUUCGAAGACCCGGUAGUCUUGCUGCGCUUGCGCGGCCAGGCGAUCCUAGAUGCGCUCGAAAACGGAGUGAGCCAACUUCCCGCACUCGAGGGACGAUUCCCACAGGUAUCAAACAUUGCCUUUGGAUAUACGUUGUCAGCUCCUCCAGGUUCACGCAUCACGUUCGCUCGCAUCGGAGGCGAGCCCAUUCACCUACAACGCAACUACGUCCUGGCCACGCGUGGGUACAUGGCGCGUGGCAAGGACGGAUUCUCAUCUCUGCUGAUUCAGUCCGAAGGAGGCGAGGCGGAAGAGAUCGUAUGCGAAGAGAAUGGCGUGCUGAUAAGCACGAUUCUGCGCCAGUACUUCCUUAGUCUGAAGGUGCUUGGCAAAUGGCACCGCUGGAGUGCGAGUCUCCACCGACACUGGUGCUCUGUGCACCGUAACCUACACGGCGAGGGCUGGCUGAAACCACCAUCCGCGACAUCAUCGCCCGUGUCCGAGAAGCCGGGCCGACGACUGGGUGGUCGGCCAACGUUGAACCGGACGACUAAGGCUGCUUACUAUUAUGGGAGGUUCCCGAAUGACGACAAGGCUGAUAUGGCAGGGUCGGCGGCCAACGGGACCAAUAGCGAUGCCAUGGACUCAGACUCGGACGAGGACCCGGAGAUUCUCACAUCGCCACGAUCAACGAUCAACUACGUCACCCUGCCAGCGCAAUCCUCCGCGGAAGAGGAGUAUCGACUGCAGCUUGCGAGGCGAGUGGUACGCAAAUGGAUGCGUCAUGCCGGGCUGCAUCCAACGACACUAGAUCCAAUGGAUGGUGAAGGCGAGUUUACGCCUGCUUGGACAUCAGGGAUCUCGCCCCGUCUUGAAGGGCGGAUUGUGGUGGAAUAA
This is a messenger RNA of Penicillium lagena, 2010 nucleotides long. Its product is annotated as putative 5'-nucleotidase. NCBI's taxonomy places the organism in Eukaryota, Fungi, Ascomycota, Eurotiomycetes, Eurotiales, Aspergillaceae. Gene Ontology annotation, biological process: nucleotide catabolic process. The record is from RefSeq and is a predicted model, not a curated record. Gene Ontology annotation, molecular function: hydrolase activity. The transcript has 4 exons. The coding region runs from base 1 to 2010 and encodes 669 amino acids.